UUUAUAAGUUGUCUUUCUUCUAGCAGCCUACUUUUUUUUUAUGAGCAUAUAAUAGUAAUGGCUAUGACAAAGGCUUUUUAAUGGUAUUGAAUAACUUUUUCUGUCCUUUACUGAAAUUGUAACACAUGAUUGAGAUUCCUAUAUUGGUUAGGGGAGGCAUGAUCAUUAUAAGAUUCUGCUCUGAUUAUCAAGCCAUGCAGCUUCUGGGCUUUUUGGUUUUGUUUGUUUGUGUUUUUCUCUUUGGUUCAAGUUAUAGAGUGACACUGAAAUUAGGGGAAGAGUUGUGACCAACAAUCCCCAAUAUUUAACUAUAUUUUGAGCUUAUUAAGUUAUAAAUAUUCUCUCUUUUGUUAUUUGUAGAUUUUAUUUCAAUUUCCCAGAGGCUUGGAGGAUGUACUGCCUAAAUCUGUUUUGAUAUACUGUUAGGGAAAGGAAACAUUUAUGUGUACGACAGGCCUAAGGAGUUAGGUUAGUCACUUCUCUUUUAUAAACUGAAAAGAAACAACAGGAAAAUUUGCCUUUUUCAUUUCAGUCCCAAGUCUAGCAAUAUGUCCCCUUCACUUGUAUAGGAACCGGUGUCUGGCCUUCCCUCAGAUUUGGAGAGUCCUAGAUCUUGAUGAGAUCCAGCUCUUUAAAAAUGUAGGUGCCAGGGAGGACUGCUUAGCAUAUAGCUGUUUAUAGUAUUCUAAAAUAACAACACAAAAGAUUAAUAUUAUCUUAAUGUGUUCUUAAAAAUCUUGGCCUGAUUCACUGCUCACAAUUUGUUUUCUUAUCCAUAUUAAUUUGCUUCAUAUAUCAAAAAAGAUUCAGGUAUCUCAGAUGGUCUACCAUUUAAAUUUUGCCAUUAUUCCCUGGAUUGAGUUAGUAUCAUAUACUUUUCAUUGCAUUAAAUUUUCUUUAAUAUAAAUGUUUGAUUUUUCUUCCUAUUUGUCUUACCAUGAAUCAGUAGAUCAGUCAUGAGAUAUUUUUGUAGUCUCUUUGCAAAAGUCUUUAUUAACCUGGGCCUUUAACAUUCACACUGACUUUCUUCCCUCCCACAUAAAACGCUUCUUGUCUUAUUCUUUUAAUGGUUUAAUAUAAAACCACUAAUGUGAAAUCAGAGUACACUUUUUACCCCCUUUGUACCAUACCUCCAAAUUUCUUAAUGUGCUUUUUUUUUUUUUUUUUAAAGAUUUUAUUUUUCAAGUAAUCUCUACACCCAGCAUGGGGCUCAGAACCAACUGAGCUAGCCAGCCAGGAGCACCUCAGUCUUAAUGUACUUUUGAUGUUUUACAGUUUAGUAGUUUGUGAGUCUUUUGUGUUCCCAAAUUCCACUGGUUAUGGUCAGCAACUCAAGGUAUCCUGUCUCCUUUUCCAUAGAAAAUUUUCUCAUCUUUAUCAUGAAACUAUACUCUUUAUGGUGUAUGUUUUUGUUUUUUUCAUUUUAUUUUUUUUAAUUUAUUUAUUUUGAGAGAGAGAGAGAGUGAGCAAGCAGGGGAAGCACAGAGAGAGAGAGGGAGAGUAUCCCAAGAGGCUCUGGUAGCGCAGAGCCCGACGUAGGGCUUGAAGUCAUGAGUGGUGAGAUCAUGACUUGAGCCAAAGCCAAGAGUCAGAUGUUUAAUCGACUGAACCACCCAGGCGUCCAUUUUUAUUUAAACCUAGUAGUGAAAGCCUAACAAAUACAGUUAAGGUAGUUGCAUCUUCUCCCAAAAUUACAGUUAAAAUAAAAUGGUUUCAAAGAAGAAAAAGAAGGGCACGUGAGUGGCUCAGGUAAGUGUCCAGUUCUUGGUUUCUGCUCAGGUCAUGAUCUCAUGGUUUAUGAGUUUGAGCCCUGCAGCGGACUUCAUGCUGACAGUGCAGAGCCUGCUUGAGAUUCUCUCCUCUCUCCCUCUCUCUCUGCCCCUCGCCCACUCACUGUCUGUGUCUGUCUCUGUCUCUCUCUCUCUCUCUCUCUCUCUCUCUCUCAAAUAAACUUUAAAAAAAAAAAAGGAAAAGAAUGUAAUGUGACACAAGAAAGCAAUAAGAACAGCUGUAUCCAAUCAAAUAAAAACAGAUCUCUUUUAUCAUCACACUUACUCUGGAAUAAAUAACAUUGUUGGCUGCUGGUAAAACUGCGUUUAUUUGUGGCCCGGGGUGGGGGAAAAACUUUAAUUUUAAAUAUUAAAAAUAUUUAAUUUUUCUUUCUUUCUUUUUUUUAAGUAAUCUCUACACCCAGUAUGGGACUUGAACUCAUGACCCUGAGAUCAAGAGUAGCAUGCUAUACCAGCUGAGCCGGCCAAGCACCCCUAAAUGAAGAUCUUUAAUUGUUAAAGAAUUUAGUUAAACUUUGAUAUUUCUAUUUACCUACAUUAGAACUUAAUAUGUAAUAGGUGUUAGGCUGCCAGAAAAUUUUGUUGGAUGAGCAGUUGUAGAAUGGUGGAAAUGUACUUAUACUAGUAAGCAAGGCAGACCAUUACUUUCCCUUUUGCUAAAAAGCAAAGAAAAAUAAUAAUAAAGAUAUGAAAAGUUAGCAUAACUUUGGCUACCUCAUUUUGUAGAACAUUAAUGUAGUACACAAUAAAAUAGGACAAUGUAUAGACCCUUUGCUGUACUUGUUUUAUUUAUAUUUGCCCCUUAAAAGACUUACUUUAAAAAUGGAAAAAUAUUCUGUAGCAUUUAGAAUACAUUUAAAGAACUAUCAGGUUACUAGAUAUUUUCCUUUUCUCUGGCAGGAUUCCUCAUGUCCAUAACAUGUUGGUUAAGGCUGUGCAGCUCACCCCCACUCUCAGAGUGGCCAGUCUCCAUUAAUUGGACCCCGUGAUUUCCUCUCUCUUGCUGUAUUGGACGUCAUGAGCAUUGCAAUCCCUCUGGGAGUCACCACACCAGAUACAUCCUACUCAGAUAUGGCUGCUGGAUCAGACUAAGAGCAGCUUUAGGAAUUCAGAAUUUGUCGAAAAGCCCAAUCCCUAAAAUAGACUCUCAAUUCUUGAAGAAUUUAAAUACCAAAUGGCAAUGAAGAAAGGAAGUGGAAGCCCCCUACCUUUCAAGACGAAGUGGCACUACACCAGGAUGUGAAAGUCCAGCGAAAGAGACCCAAGGGGCCUAGGGGGCAGCACACCCCCAGAAGCCAAGUCUAUUCCAGGCAGUACCAGGGAUUAGGGUCUGGGCUGGAAAAAUCCUGGUGUUUUGAAUAUGUUCAGGUCCAGUUCAGACUCUUGAUCCCACAGCCACUUCUUGAGUGAGGUGGGUGUUGCUCUAAUUCCCCUGUUUCUCUUGCCAUUUUCAUAGUCCCUGGGGAUUCUUCCCCCUUCAGCAAAGCAAAGCAACUGUACCAGAGCUCUGGGUUCAACUGCAUCCCUGAUUAAUAGUGGUUUUCUUCCUUAAAACUGAGAAUAUAGUAAAGAGCAUGUACAUUUCUUCACAAAGCCACCUAGGAUUACUUAACUGUUUAUUGUCUUCCUUAAAGAGGAAGACUUAACAUGAACCUACCCUAAGAAGCAAUAUAUUAUAUUCUGGGGUAGUCUAGAACUGAAAAAUUUUGGCCUUGUUCCCAUAUAAAAAGGAAGGUGGAGGAGGGUGGGGGGUGGGAAGGGUGGAAUUGUGUUCCCUCCAGGGCUUUUUUUCCUGUUUCGUUUUGUUUUUAUCUUUUUGCAUGCAAAGAGAUUCAGUUAUGCCAGUAGCUAGACUUCCAAGUUUACAAGUACUAUUUCCCAAAUCAAGUACUGAAAAAUCUUGCUGCAUUAGGAACCAUAACUGUAUAGUGUUCAUGAAUUUUUGUAAAGUCAUUUACUACCUCCUAUAUGGAUUGACUAACAAACCACACAGGUAGACAGCAUUAACAUUGGUGAGAAAUUUCAAGAGAGAUUAAAUCAAAUUAAUGUGAUCAACCCCAAAUUAAAUUAAUUUGGGAUUCAUAGAAAAAGACCUAAAGCAAUUAUUCUUAAAACUGGUGUUUUUCCCAAAGUACAGAGAUGACCACCCAUAAAUGCUGCUGGGUAGUCCAGAAGUAAUUGCAGACUUAGGGCCUAAAAAUUUGACUGCAAGGUUUCUAUUUCCUGAAGCAUUUUCAUUGUAAUUUCUUGACAGAUUUCUGAUACUGUUGUCAUGACUUAUUACACAGUUACUCAUUUAGUAUUUCUACAAAGCAAGAUAAUGUCAACAAUUUGCUUAUGUACCAUUCUGUUACAUUUUAGAUGAUAUUUCUUAAUGUUUUACCAUGCAUGUUCCACUUUUCCUGCAUAUUUCAUUGUUCUGGGCACUCUAAGAUUAAAAUUAAACUUGGUAUGAAAGGCAACAUCACUAAGUAAAAGACGUAGAUCUUACCUCAUGGGAUUUUAAAUCUGAUAACAACAGUAUACAUCAUGCAUUUUUCAUGUAUUUGUAGGAGAACCUCUAGAUGUAACAAUAGAAGCAAGGAUUUUUCUGAAUUUACAAUUAUGCCAUAAAUGGAUUUCAGACAUUUUCCAAGAGGUAGCAUUAUAGCAGCAGGUGGCACGUUGUACUUAAAACACAGUCGACUCAGUAUCUGUUGUAAACAUGGCUUCUGUGUAUGUGCCCAACUCUCAUAGCAAUUCAAACAUAGAGGAAGAAAGGCAGUAAUACAUUUGCAUAAAAUGGUUGGCUAAUAAGGAAACGCAAUCCUAACACUACAGAUUUUUACUCCAUAUUUUAAAACAUAGAUAAGAGCUGGUAUAUAUAUAUAUAUACAUACAUACAUAUAUAUAUAUAUAUAUAUAUGUGUGUGUAUAUAUAUGUAUCAAGGAAUAUCCUAGGAAAUCGCAUAGUUACCUGUCAACAUGUAACUGAUUAAUAACCACUAUGGAAAUUGUAGUUUCCUCAUCAAAAGAUGAGCUUAAAUUUUAAUAUUUUGCACACAUAACAACAGAUUAAAUGCUGUGCUUUACUAGGAAGUAUUGUCCAGUGGGAUGGCCUUUUAACCUCCACAAUAUACAUUUUAUUUUUAUUCCCUAGACUUGCACAUGAAGUGCAUAUGUUCAUAUUUACCCAGUUGGGAGAUGGGUAAGAUACAACCAACAUAGCUCCAUCUCCAUGGCCAUCUUUUAUUUCAUGCCACAUUCCUUUUUCCCGUCCAGAAAAACUCCAUUUCUAAUAAACGGCUGCCAUGUUUCACCCCAUGUGUUCAGUGGUACAAAAUCUCUUCUACAAAAUAUGUACAGUUCUUUGGAAUACUUGUUUAUCUAGUGAAUUAACAAUGUUGUAGAAAGUUAUUACUUUCUCUUAACUAUCCAUCAUAGAAACUAAAUUCUACCUUCAUUUUAUUAAUGCUUGUUUGCCUUCAGUUUCAUUUAGGAAACCCCACCUGUUUCCUAAUACUCAGAGCUGAUUGCCUCUCAGUGAGCCAUGUCAGAUCAUCUUUUCUCAAGAAUACUGACCUGCAUUCUUGAUGUACCCCCCACCCCAGUUCCCAUCUUGCAGACACUCUUAAAGAAUAAAAUGCAUGCACUUCACUAACAGAAUACUUUCCUAUGUCUAAAGUUCUUCUUCACCUAGAAAUUACCUUUGCUGUUAUUAAUAAGAUCCCUUCUCACAGUUUUGGAGCAUAUAACUGGGUGAGUUGGAUAUAUCUCAGAAUUUUCUUUUAUCCCUCACUUCUCAGCUGACAUUGCACCACAUUGAACUGCGCACACUUUAUUCCUGCCAAGUACGGUGUAUUGUAUACUUCCAAGCAGGAUAAAUGUAUGUUCCUUAAAGCAAACUAUGCAUUAUUUGAUUCCUUAAAAGACCCUUUGAUCUCUAAGGCUGAGUUACUACGUGUCCUUGGAGUUUCUGAUUUGUGAAUCUCUGUUCUAGUUAACUUAAAUGACAGAUAAUCCAUUAUUGAGUUCAAAGUUAUAUGAUCAUAUUCCUUAAUUAUCUUUCUCAAGAUUCCCUAAAAUCUAACCAGGUAACAAUCAGAGUUACAAGUUCUUUUUUUACCAAAACUUGUAUUUUGUCCUUUGUUACCUAUGCCUUUUUAUUAUCAAGUAAAGGCUUACAUUAAAUUUCUAAAUUUGAACACAUUUAUAAUUGUAUAUUAAUAAGUUAUACUUGAGCACUUUGCUUUUGACUCAUUGAGGAUACAAAAAGAUUCUAAGCCAAGUUUUUCAAUAAGCCUGGUUACUUAAGUUUUUAAAAAUAGAAUGUUAUCCUGGUUUACCACACCAGUUAAACAUAGUGGAAAGAGUACAGGAUUUGGAGUUAGACAUUGUUUCAAAUUCUGGCUCUGUCAGUGUGUGACCUUGGUGAAGUCACAUAAUCUCACCGCCUCAACUUCUGUAAAAAUGGGGUGCUAUUUACCAUGUUUACUAGUUGCAGAGUAAAUGAAUUAAUGUACAUCAAAGCACCUAGAAAAUAACGGGUGAUUCAGAAUGGUAGCCACUACUACUCUUACUGUUUGUCAGUAGACAAUAACUUCUGAGUACAGUUCUGAUUAUUUUGAAGUUCUGUGGUAUUACCAUGCAGCUGUUAAGUAAUUGUGUCCUUGAUAUGCUUGCAUGUCAUUGGUGGAUGAGAAAUUAUUACUCUAAUAUUUGAAAGGUGUUUGGGGGUUCAUCAAGAUGAGAGGUAUGAUAAAUAUAAGAUGCCGUUGUUUUUACCUGUACUUUCUUCAGGGUAUCCUGUCUUGGUAGUGAAUGGAAGAGGGCCUGGUCCCUGGGGCAGUGCAGAAGGCACUUUCAUCAUCUCACUCACUGCAAAUGUCAUGUGAGGUUUCAUGGAAGUAUUAAGAGAUCCAAUUAAGAAGAAUAGUUCUGAGUCUAAACCAGCCCAGAGUGGCUUCUCUAGGGGAAACUCCCUGCUCAGCUGCCCUGAAUCUGUGGAGGCUAGUCCAGCAGUUAAUGAGAAGAGCGUGUAUUCCACUCAUAAUUAUGGGACCACUCAGAGGCAUGGGUGUCGAGGACUGCCUUAUGCUGAUCAUAAUUACGGAGCCCCUCCUCCUCCGACACCUCCUGCUUCUCCCCCUGUCCAGACGAUCAUCCCUCGUUCUGACCUGAAUGGCCUGCCGUCGCCCGUAGAGGAACGCUGUGGAGACAGCCCGAACUCUGAAGGAGAGACUGUUCCUACCUGGUGUCCUUGUGGUCUUUCUCAGGAUGGCUUCCUUCUCAACUGUGACAAGUGCAGGGGAAUGAGCAGGGGGAAGGUUAUUAGACUUCAUCGGCGGAAGCAGGACAACAUAUCAGGUGGGGAUAGCAGUGCAACAGAAAGCUGGGAUGAGGAGCUUUCUCCUUCCACUGUGUUGUACACAGCAACACAGCACACACCUACAAGCAUCACCUUAACUGUUAGAAGAACCAAACCCAAGAAGCGGAAGAAGAGUCCAGAAAAGGGUCGUGCAGCAGCAAAGACGAAGAAAAUCAAGGCAUUUCGAGAGGGAUCCCGGAAGUCCUUGCGGAUGAAGAAUUCUCCUUCUGAAGCACAGAAUUUAGAUGAGAAUACAACUGAGGGAUGGGAAAAUCGGAUAAGACUAUGGACUGAUCAGUAUGAAGAAGCUUUCACUAAUCAGUACAGUGCAGAUGUACAGAACGCCCUUGAACAACAUCUACAUUCUAGCAAGGAAUUUGUGGGCAAACCUGCUAUUUUAGACACUAUUAAUAAGACUGAAUUGGCCUGUAAUAAUACAGUUAUUGGUUCCCAAAUGCAGCUACAGUUGGGAAGAGUCACUCGUGUUCAAAAGCACCGGAAGAUCCUGAGGGCUGCAAGAGAUUUGGCUUUGGACACUCUUAUAAUAGAGUAUCGAGGGAAAGUCAUGUUACGACAGCAAUUUGAGGUCAAUGGGCAUUUCUUCAAAAAACCAUACCCCUUUGUGCUCUUCUACUCAAAAUUCAAUGGUGUAGAGAUGUGUGUGGAUGCACGUACUUUCGGUAAUGAUGCUCGGUUCAUCAGAAGAUCGUGUACACCAAAUGCAGAGGUGCGACACAUGAUUGCAGAUGGGAUGAUUCACCUAUGUAUCUAUGCGGUGUCUGCCAUCACCAAGGAUGCUGAAGUCACGAUAGCAUUUGAUUAUGAGUAUAGUAACUGUAAUUAUAAAGUGGACUGUGCAUGUCACAAGGGGAACCGGAAUUGCCCUAUACAGAAAAGGAAUCCCAAUGCUGCAGAACCACCACUCCCACCUCCUCCAAGCUUACCAACCAUAGGAGCAGAGACAAGACGUAGAAAAGCACGACGGAAAGAGCUAGAGAUGGAACAGCAGAAUGAGGCUCCAGAAGAGGAUAACAAUCAGCAAUCAGAACAAGUUCCUGAGAAAGUAACUGUGUCCAGUGACCAUGAGGAAACAGACAAUCCAGAAGAAAAAGCAGAAGAAGAGAAAGAAGAGGUUACAGAUGACCAGGAGAACCCAGCUCAUAGCAGAAGGACCCGGGAAGACAGGAAGGUCGAGGCCAUCAUGCAUGCUUUUGAAAACUUAGAGAAAAGAAAGAAGCGGCGGGAUCAGCCCUUAGAACAAAGCAAUUCUGACAUAGAGAUUACUACCACCACCUCAGAGACCCCUGGAGGAGAAGAGGCAAAAACUGAAGCCCCUGAACCUGAAGUUAGCAACCCGGCUUCAAACAUGACCAUCCCAAGCACCCCACAGACUGUUGGAGUGAACACCCGGAGGUCUUCCCAAGCAGGGGAUGUUGCUCCAGAAAAGCCAGUCCCCAAGCCGCCUCCAGCAAAGCCUUCUAGGCCCCGACCGAAGAGUCGCAUUUCUCGGUACCGGACCAGUUCAGCCCAAAGACUAAAGCGUCAGAAGCAGGCCAUUGCACAACAGGCAGAGUUGUCACAAGCUGCCUUGGAAGAGGGCGGAAAUAACAGCUCUGUGACUCCUACUGAAGCUGGAAAUACAGACAGUUCAGGAGAAAACAGGCAAUUAAUAGGGUCUGACCCAACUGUGGUAUCAGUUACUGGAUCCCAUGUCAACCGUGCGGCACCUAAGUACCCCAAAACCAAAAAAUAUCUAGUUACAGAAUGGUUGAAUGACAAAGCCGAGAAGCAAGAAUGCCCUGUUGAGUGCCCUUUACGUAUCACCACGGACCCAACCGUACUGGCAACAACCCUGAACAUGUUACCCGGUCUUAUCCAUUCCCCAUUAAUUUGCACCACCCCCAAACACUACAUUCGCUUUGGCUCACCCUUUAUCCCUGAGAGACGUCGAAGGCCCCUUCUGCCUGAUGGCACCUUCAGCUCCUGUAAAAAGCGCUGGAUAAAGCAAGCCUUGGAAGAAGGGAUGACUCAAACGUCAUCUGUACCCCAAGAGACUAGAACUCAGCACCUAUACCAAAGUAACGAGAAUAGUAACUCUUCUAGUAUCUGCAAAGACAAUGCAGACUUGUUGAGCCCAUUAAAGAAAUGGAAGUCUCGCUAUCUGAUGGAACAGAAUGUCACCAAGUUACUGCAGCCUCUUUCUCCAGUCACACCACCCCCUCCCAAUUCAGGCUCAAAGAGCCCCCAGCUGACCACACCUGGCCCAUCUCACCCAGAAGAGGAGUGUCGAAAUGGAUACAGCCUCAUGUUCUCACCAAUCACGUCUCUUACUACUGCUAGUCGCUGCAAUACUCCUCUGCAGUUUGAGAACAUAUCCUCCCCUGAGAGUUCCCCUGCGAAUAGGCCCGAGUCCCUGUCACCCGAGCUUUGUCACCGAAAAGAUGUGGACUUGACAAAAGUAGGCUACCUUGACUCCAACACUAACAGCUGUGCUGACAGACCUUCCCUGAUCAACUCAGGUCCUUCUGACCUGGCUCCUCAUCCCUCUGUCGGGCCCCCCUCUGAGACUGGCUUUCCAAGCAGGAGUGGAGAUGGACAUCAGACCCUUGUGAGGAACUCGGACCAGGCAUUUCGGACAGAGUUUAAUUUAAUGUAUGCCUACUCCCCAUUGAACGCUAUGCCUCGAGCAGAUGGAUUAUAUCGAGGAUCUCCCCUAGUAGGGGAUAGGAAGCCUUUACAUUUGGAUGGGGGAUAUUGUUCCCCUGCAGAAGGGUUUCCCAACAGAUACGAACAUGGCUUUAUGAAAGACCUCUCUCGUGGAUCCAUGUCACCUGGUGGUGAAAGGGCUUGCGAAGGAGUCCCAUCUGCCCCCCAGAACCCACCGCAGAGGAAAAAGGUAUCCCUGUUGGAGUACCGCAAACGGAAACAAGAAGCCAAGGAGAAUUCUGCCAGUGGGGGAGGUGACUCUGCACAGAGCAAAAAUAAGUCUGCAGGAGCUGGGCAAGGCAGCAGUAACUCACUUUCUGAUACUGGUGCCCAUGGUGUGCAGGGAUCCUCAUCCCGAACCCCAUCUUCCCCUCACAAAAAAUUCUCCCCAUCUCAUUCCUCUAUGUCCCAUAUGGAGGCGGUAAGCCCAUCAGAUUCCAGAGGCACUUCAUCUCACUGCAGACCUCAAGAGAAUAUCAGCAGUAGGUGGAUGGUUCCCACGUCAGUGGAACGACUCCGAGAAGGAGGGAGCAUCCCCAAGGUCCUCCGAAGCAGUGUGAGGGUGGCCCAAAAAGGAGAGCCUUCUCCCACAUGGGAGAGUAACAUCACAGAGAAAGACUCAGACCCUGCAGAUGGAGAAGGCCCAGAGACACUGAGCUCAGCACUCUCUAAAGGAGCAGCCGUUUACAGCCCUUCCAGAUACAGCUACCAGCUCCUGCAGUGUGAUAGUCCACGGACAGAAUCACAAAGCCUCCUUCAGCAGAGUUCCUCCCCCUUUAGAGGACAUCCCACCCAAUCUCCAGGAUACAGUUAUCGAACUACUGCACUGAGACCUGGAAACCCCCCCUCUCACGGUUCUUCAGAAUCCUCCCUCUCUUCUACGUCCUAUUCCAGCCCCGCCCACCCUGUAUCCACAGACUCGUUGGCCCCAUUUACGGGGACACCAGGGUAUUAUAGCAGCCAGCCACAUUCUGGAAACAGCACUGGCAGCACUCUUCCAAGGAGGAGCUGCCCUUCUAGUGCUGCUAGCCCUACCCCACAGGGCCCCUCAGACUCGCCGACCUCAGACUCGGUCUCCCAGUCCAGCACAGGAACUCUGAGUUCCACCUCCUUCCCUCAGAACUCUAGGUCGUCAUUGCCAUCAGACUUACGGACUAUCAGUCUGCCCAGUGGGCAGUCCGCUGCCUACCAGGCCUCCAGGGUAUCUGCGGUUUCCAAUUCACAGCACUACCCACACCGUGGGAGUGGGGGUGUGCACCAGUACCGACUCCAGCCACUGCAAGGCUCAGGAGUCAAGACUCAGACAGGACUUUCCUAGGGCUUCUGGAUUUGGGCAAACAGAACUGAAUGAGCCCAUAGCUGCUUCCUUCCAGCUGCCUCUGGAACCUAGGCCGAGCAUAUUGCUGGGGAAGAGGGUACAAGGUGCCAGAGGACUGGGUCUGGUCGACAAGAAACGAGACUUGUGGUCGCGACUGGCUCUGGCCUUGGAGAAAGAUGUAAAUCUUGUCUGAAGCAGAGACUAUAAAGAAGUUUCUCCCUGCUGUUAAGGGUACAUUGUUGACAAGCAAAUGGUGUUCCGGUUAGUAACGGUUCUAAGUGCAAUGAGUCGUGUUGAAGCCUCUGUCUCCCGUCCUUGCCUGUAGCCUGUAGUCACUUGUGCAGUGGGGACAUCUUUUUACACACACACACACACACACACACACACACA
This is a messenger RNA of Panthera uncia (snow leopard), 11551 nucleotides long. It is a transcript of the gene SETD5, whose product is annotated as SET domain containing 5. Gene Ontology annotation, molecular function: protein binding. The transcript is spliced from 25 exons. The coding region runs from base 6671 to 11161 and encodes 1496 amino acids. Lineage: Eukaryota; Metazoa; Chordata; Mammalia; Carnivora; Felidae. The record is from RefSeq and is a predicted model, not a curated record.